Molecule: messenger RNA, 408 nt
Organism: Symbiodinium natans
Lineage: Eukaryota; Dinophyceae; Suessiales; Symbiodiniaceae
Source: the annotation of a GenBank genome assembly
AUGCAAAUCGCAGAGGCCCCGGCUCUCGCCACUGCUGGAAGCCCGCUGGGCGGUACUGCCAUCUCACUUUUCGGGGUCGUUCAGGAGGAGCGCUAUCGGGGAGUCCCUCAGAGCGAGCUGGACCGACUGGAUCGGAUUGAUCCUGAGGUCGACGAGGCGAAUGCCAUGCUUGUAGAGUCCUUCCUGAACGUCAAGCGUUCCUUGGGAUCAGAGGCACCUUCCGAGUCGAGGAGAGAGCUCUCGCAGUCGAGCAGCUCACGGCCUCGCGGUAUUGAGCAAGGCAGUGAUAGCAGCUUCCAGAAAGCAGGCUACCAGGUGCUAUGCAGCCUGCCUCCAGCUCCUCUCCCGCGUGACCCGUUGGAGAGCGCUUACUCGUGCAGCACAGGUGCUGGCAGAAGUGACGUUUGA